UACGUAUAUUUAUGUGGCAGCAUAUGUAGUCAAAAUACUAGCAGUAAGGAAACAUAUUCAUUUGUUUUGUUUCAAGUCACAUUCGGAAUACAAUGCAUAUGGAAUUGCUGUUAACUGCCUUUCUUCUCGUUUUUGUACAAAGCUAUGGCAAGGAAAUAAACAAAGAGAAAUGUGUCAGGGAAGUAGCCGACCAAGUGGCUAAUCUUAUCACAGAAACUACGAGUCAAUGCAUCGCGUCCCCUUCCAAAGGUUUAGGCGCCCGACCUUCCGACUGUGGUGAAAUGAGAAAAUCAGAAAACAAAAGUGGAGUCUAUAAAAUUUAUCCGGACGGAACUUCCGGUUUCAAUGUCUUUUGUGAUAUGAAGAGUUUUGGAGGUGGUUGGACGUUAUUCCAACGAAGAACCAAUGGUUUUGUUGGCUUUUACAGAGACUGGGAGUCGUAUAAAAAUGGCUUUGGGAAUUUUGAAGGAGAUUUCUGGUUAGGGAAUGAGUAUUUGAGCAAACUGACAGAACAGGGAUAUUACAUAUUGCGAAUAGACAUGUGGGACUUUGAAAAUAACCACCGAUAUGCCAUCUACAACACUUUUGUUGUUAAGAACGAAAGGUCAGGGUACAAGCUGGAAGUAGCUGGUUACACUGGAAAUGCAGGGAAUUCAUUAGGCGUUCAUAAUGGAUAUAGAUUUUCUACAAGGGAUAGAGAUAAUGAUGUUUACGGCGGUAACUGUUCUGAAAUGUAUAAGGGAGGAUGGUGGUAUAGUGGUUGUUAUGCCUCCAAUCUUAACGGGAGGUAUCUAAAGGGUACUAAUACUAUUGGUGUCACCUGGAAGCAUUGGAAAGGAUACAGCUCAUUGAAGGCGACACGUAUGAUGAUACGGCGAGCCUAGUAUAAAAUAAUCAAUAAAACGUAAUACUUUGA
This is a messenger RNA of Mytilus californianus (California mussel), 916 nucleotides long. Its product is annotated as fibrinogen C domain-containing protein 1-like. Lineage: Eukaryota; Metazoa; Mollusca; Bivalvia; Mytilida; Mytilidae. The record is from RefSeq and is a predicted model, not a curated record. Bases 93 to 884 code for a protein of 263 amino acids. The transcript has 6 exons.